GAGAACAGAGGAGGGGCGGCCUGGGGAGGGGGAUAACCGUGGCAACGGCAUAGGAGAGAGGAUAUUUAAUACAUCUCGCACAUGUAACUGGGGAAAGAGCAAGAGCAGCAGCAUCAUCCUCCGCACACAGCCGCCGCUCAGGGUCCUGGAGAACAUUUUUUUCCAUACAUAUUCCUGUCUCUCUUAGUCUGCCCUCCAGAGGUGACUCCCAGCUAUUACAUCAGGAUGCUGGUGAAAGAGUACCGCAUUUGUAUGCCACUCACGACAGAUGAGUACAGGAUUGGGCAGCUGUACACUAUCAGCAAGCACAGCCACCAGGAGAGCGAGCGAGGGGAGGGAGUGGAGGUGGUAGAGAACCAGGCACAUCAUGACCCUGUCUACGGCGCUGGACAGUACACAGAAAAACGGGUCCAUCUGUCAAGCAAAUUACCAGGCUGGGCCCGGGCCGUGGUUCCCAGGAUGUUCUACAUAUGUGAGAAGGCCUGGAACUACUAUCCUUUCACAGUGACAGAAUACACAUGUUCUUUCCUUCCUAAGUUCUCCAUCCACAUUGAGACAAGGUAUUCUGAUGACUGCGGAGACGAUGACAGUAUAUUUAACGCAAACGCGGCAGACGAAGGGCACGAGGUGUCACACCUGGACAUUGCGUACGAUGAGAUUCCAGACAGAUACUACAAGAGCACAGAGGAUCUGAGGCAUUUCGUCUCCAGCAAGACGGGGCGGGGGCCUCUCCAGGAGGGCUGGAGGUGCCAGGCGCGGCCUGUUAUGUGCUCAUACAAGCUGGUCAAUGUCAAGUUUGAGGUCUGGGGCCUUCAGACGCGAGUCGAGCAAUUUGUGCACAAGGUGAUCCGGGACCUGCUGAUCGUGGGGCACCGUCAGGCCUUCGCAUGGGUGGAUGAGUGGUACGGAAUGAACAUGACUGAAGUGCGGGAGUUCGAGAAGGAAACACAGGCAGCCACCAAUGAGAAGAUAGGUCCAGUGGCACCAACCAUUACCAUCACCCCAGAGUGCCACUUCCCAGCCAUCCGCAGCGCCCCUGCCACCCCCAUCACAGGAGACCCCCCGGAAUUCCUCACCCUCCCUAAAGACAGACAACGCAAGACCUCCGCCCCAGAUACCCUCACCCUGCCAGAACUGAGGGAGCGGGCCAACGGCCCUCCCAGCCACUUGACUCCCACAAACACCGACAGCUGAAAUCCAGGCGUAACCUCCACAUCUGCUCUCCCUCCACAGGGGUUACCCCUUCCCUACCCAGGAGAAGUCCAAAACAAAUGAUAAUCCCGGACACACACCUGAAGAAGCCAACCCUCCAACAGAACGGACCCUUACUCAAAGAUGACCUACUUGGAAUUGGGCAAAAAAAUAAAAUAAAGAGUUGGCUUCUUCACCGCACAGCGAUGGGCACUUUAAAACGUAUCUUUGAUCCGCUCGACCAUUUAUACGAGUCAGAAAACAGUGUGUGCUCAGCACCAAGUCAUUCCGAAUUUGUGGAGUUGGAAAAAUAUAAACCGCCGGCUACAGAAUUACGGUGACUGGCUGGUGUCUAUGUGCCUAUUGCUUUGUAGCUGGGUUUCGGGUCUGCUGUGCAGUGCUUGUCGGGACUGGUGGUUUAUAUAUCUGUAAUGGUUUUUCAUUUGUCAUUAAAUCAUGGAUGUUUUUAGAGU
Messenger RNA from Pseudophryne corroboree (corroboree frog), 1664 nucleotides. RefSeq names its product cytoplasmic phosphatidylinositol transfer protein 1-like. Gene Ontology annotation, cellular component: cytoplasm. Gene Ontology annotation, biological process: phospholipid transport. The record is from RefSeq and is a predicted model, not a curated record. Gene Ontology annotation, molecular function: phosphatidylinositol binding; phosphatidylinositol transfer activity. The transcript is spliced from 10 exons. Lineage: Eukaryota; Metazoa; Chordata; Amphibia; Anura; Myobatrachidae. The coding region runs from base 226 to 1194 and encodes 322 amino acids.